GUAAAGUCAGUGCAAAUUUAAUCAACAAUAAAAAACAAUAACAAAACAAUCAGAAUGAGACACACACCUUUUAUUUCAAGAACUGUUUUAGUUAAAAAUGGUAAUGUUGAUGCUGCAUUUCGUGUGUUAAAUCGUAUCAUGGGAAGAGAAGGUUUCCUUGAACAAUGGCGUCGUUGCAGAUUUUACGAAAAACCACCACAAGUACGUCGUCGUGUUAAUUAUGAAAAAUGUAAAUCAUAUUACAACGAAGAUAUGCAUAGAUAUAUUCAAUUUACAAUGAGAACAAAUCGAGUCGAUGCAUUUCCUGGAAGUCGUUAAAAUCAUCAACAACACUAAAAAACCAUCAAUGUAAAUAUUAGACAAUAUAAUCAUUAUGUUUAUUUAAAUAUUUACAAACAUUAAAACAAUUUUAAAAAACAAAUUGUUUAUUAAAAAAUAAUCUAGAGUUUAUUAUUCAACAAACCAAUCAA
This is a messenger RNA of Aphidius gifuensis, 470 nucleotides long. It is a transcript of the gene mRpS21, whose product is annotated as 28S ribosomal protein S21, mitochondrial-like. The record is from RefSeq and is a predicted model, not a curated record. Bases 55 to 318 code for a protein of 87 amino acids. Gene Ontology annotation, cellular component: ribosome. The transcript has 2 exons. Gene Ontology annotation, biological process: translation. NCBI's taxonomy places the organism in Eukaryota, Metazoa, Arthropoda, Insecta, Hymenoptera, Braconidae. Gene Ontology annotation, molecular function: structural constituent of ribosome.